UUACAACAAAAUAUUAAUAGCCAUUUAAUGGCCAGUGGUGAUGACGAACGGCUGGCCCUAUCCAACCGUUUCCUGCAGGAAGGCCUGGACGUAACAGUGCUAACUGAUGGCCAAAAAUUACCGCACUGUUGGCGAUGGCUGGUCGACGCCGAAACCAAUUGCCAAUCGUUGCGCCGGCAGAUCGACAAACUUCAUCGACAACAUGAACAGGAUCUCAAGGAGGUAGAGGAAUAUCUAGAGCAUGUAUGGAAAUUAUCAAACGAUAGACUACAACAAUUGGAUACAGAAAAUAAAAGUCUAAAAAAACAAAUACUCGCCUAUAAAACCAAUAAUAAUAAUAAUAAUAAUAAAAUUAUCGAUAAUAAUGAUAAUAAUAAAGGACAGUCAUAUUUAAGCAAUGGUAGCUUAUCAUCAUCAUCAUCGCCGUCAUCAAUGAUGGCACCGGUAGUCAAACAAAAUAAUAAUAAUAUCGACAAUCUAUGCGAUAGUUUGAAAUUAAAGUCUAAUACAACUACUAUUAAUAAUAAUAAUAAUAAUAGUAAGACAUCAUCAAAGCUUAUCAUACAAAAGUAA
This is a messenger RNA of Oppia nitens, 573 nucleotides long. RefSeq names its product ABC transporter H family member 2-like. The record is from RefSeq and is a predicted model, not a curated record. The coding region runs from base 28 to 573 and encodes 181 amino acids. Lineage: Eukaryota; Metazoa; Arthropoda; Arachnida; Sarcoptiformes; Oppiidae. The transcript has 3 exons.